Mesorhabditis spiculigera is the source of this 672-nucleotide messenger RNA. The record is from the annotation of a GenBank genome assembly. Lineage: Eukaryota; Metazoa; Nematoda; Chromadorea; Rhabditida; Rhabditidae.
AUGGGCUGCGGGCUGGGCUACGCUACGCUCCUUUGGCUAUCAUUUUUUGCCAUCGUCGUCUACGGCGCCGAGCCUCGCCCCGACCAGCACAGCUACCAGCAGUACGCAGAUGAUCACUAUCACCCCACUACCACAGAAGCGACUUUCGUUACUUCGGUCUGGAACACCUUCUUCUUCAUUUUUGGGGGAAUCUCCUUGAUUGUCGCCAUUUAUACGCCCUGCAUCUGCUGUUUCGGGAUCAUCUUCAUCAUAGGACGGAUGAUCGAUGAAAACUCGAGGCCCCGGGUUAUGCCCUGGUUGACUCCACAGCCAGCGCCGGGCCAAAGAAGCCGUCAAAUCUCCGACACGAUGAGCUACCGGCUGGGCUACGCCACGCUCCUCUGGCUGUCACUGUUUGCCGUCGUCUACGGCUUCGCGAACCGCUAUGGGGAGCGACACUGGCGGGAGGACACGACCACAACCACCACAACCCCUAAGCCUGAUUUGUACCUGGAAACCGCCCUCCAGAUUGCCGCGUCUAUCGUGGGAUGUGUCUGCUGUUACGGGCCCUGCGUACUCAUUUGCCUGAUCGUCUACUGCUGCGCUAAGAUGGGCGCUGAAAACGCGAGACCGCGUACGGUGCCCGUGAUGUCGCCACAGCCCCCGCCGGCAACUCCCCGCCCGCAGACCGUC